Branchiostoma belcheri (Belcher's lancelet) is the source of this 2542-nucleotide messenger RNA. RefSeq lists its product as uncharacterized. Lineage: Eukaryota; Metazoa; Chordata; Leptocardii; Amphioxiformes; Branchiostomatidae. The transcript has 7 exons. Bases 555 to 1238 code for a protein of 227 amino acids. The record is from RefSeq and is a predicted model, not a curated record.
CACGCAUGUUCAAAUCACAUUACCGCCCAUUUCGAUAUUCAUCAGCCGGUCUCUGUGCGCCCGCCUCGGGCAUUGUUCGCAUUGGUGUGCGCUGGAGCGCGGGCUGCGCCGAUUUGCGGUUACCGAGCGAGCUGGCGGCUUAAAACUGCCGGUUAUUAUACCCAAGUUUGGGCGGUGAGUCGGUGAUGAGAGAACGGUUUUGUCCCUCCGCCCUGUUACCUGCGGACGUGUCGUCAGACUGAAGUGUCAAUCAUUCUGCUUAGUGGUUACCGCUCCAGACAUCCAUCCGGUCUGAUCUAGCAGGAGUUUGUCACCUGGUAUUGGGGAGGCUUUGGUACGUCUGGUAAAAUUAGGACUGAGUUGGAAACUUUCUUAGCCUGUGUACUCUCAAGAAAGGGAAAUCUUAAGGAACAGAUUGUCUCAAGAACGUACAACGAGGACUAAGCAAGAGUUGACAACGUCGUUUUACAAGCGGGGGUCCCAAACGCGCCGACCGGUUGGCUUUCUUUAAGCGCAGGUAUUGACAGACGGUCCCGGAAGAUCCUGAGAACAAGAUGAGGAAUCGUGUUGCCCUUUCCGUGGCAGUUCUGCUGGCCUCUGUCGUCAUUACCGGCGCCAUCCGAGGUCUGCCAGCAUGCCGUUCGACCGAGGAAUGUGUCCCAGGAAUGAGGUGCAAAUACCACAGUACCUGCGGAUACUCCUUCUGUAUGGACACAGACUGGUGUGAGUAUGACUACCAGUGUAGCGGCUGCAUGCGGUGUAUGUGUAACCAGUGCGUACAGCCCACACCCUGCAGGUCAGACCGGGACUGUGACAAGCCGGACCAGUGUGUGUUCCACAUGGAGGGGGGAUACUACUGCGACAGACUGAAGGAUUUGAACACCAUCGGCAUAGAUCCGGCCAAGCCCCACGAGCAGCCCGUUGGGCCGGUGCCGGUGGUGCGCAGUGCCGUGAGCUGGCUGGAGCAGAUGUUCCGCCCGCCACCCUGCCUCAGUACGGACGACUGCGGGACUGGGCAGAAGUGUGUCUACCACAGCGACUACAAGUUCUCCUUCUGCAGGGGUCCGCUGUACUGCCAGCGUGACAGCGACUGCGGCAGAGGGAGGCUGUGCCUGUACCACGACUGCAGAAAACCGCCCCCUUGCUACGGCGACAAUUACUGCACCCCUCCACUCAGAUGCUUGUACCACCAGGACGCCGGGUACUAUUGUGACGUCAGCAUAUCCGGAAAUAGUUAACCAAGCAUCCGAGCACACGUUACAAGAAGACCUCCAGAAGACGCAUGCACACUUUCGAAGAUUACUUUGAAGACGUCUUCGAAGACUUCAUCCUUUGGGAGUCUUAUUUUCACAAAAUUCCACUUUCUUAUCAUCUUCACCUGAACUAUGACUCUUGUUCGCAAAGACCGACAGACUCCGAACGGGAUCUCUACUCGUGGAACGGCCGAUUCUACCAGAUCGGAGUCUCUACACUGAUAAGCAACAUUUUUGUAAGAUGCCCAGUUACUUGAAACAGGAACGGUGACUAAAAGGGAUUGUAUCAUUCAGAUAACAAGCAGCAUUGUACAACUACUGAUAAAUCGUAAAUUAGAUAUCUUAGUUCACUCUCCGUGUUGCAGUGUAGCAUCCCGGAUUCUACGUGUAAGCCAAUCUGCUGUACAUGAUGGUUUUUGCUUGUUUUGGGGUGGAACUUAUUUUGAAUAGCACAAUGCAUGAGUUGGGACAAAAUAUUAGGUCAAUGAAAGCAAAACAUCAAACAAAAAUAGAUAUAUAUUAGCCAGUCUGCGACCUUAAUGAAGACCUCAUUCAUAGUAUCACUGUACAAUCAUUUAAAAGAUCCAAACAACAAAAAAAGAUAUGUAUUUACUGGGUUGAUGUACAUUCGAUGUACAUGUAUGUUACUUUUACAAUUAAACAAAGGCAAAGAAAAUUAUUUGGGUGGUCUUUAUGACAUAACGUAAACGUGAACAGGUAACGUUAGCUAUUCUUGCACCAAUAGAUAAUAUAAUAUUAUAUGAAUAAGUUGAAAAUGGUGAUAACAUAGUAUUAACGAAAUAAGAGAUAUCAUAUGAAUAUUUAGAUAGUAUUACGUGGAUUGUAUACAUAAUGUUAGAUGUGUAUAGGAGGUCCAAGUUUCAUGUUUAAAUGGGUAUGUGUAUAUAAUAACUUUAUCUUCAUUGUGGGCCAGAAAAAUAUAACAUCAACUAUUGUGAGACGUAUGUGUUAUGUGACAAAUCUUGAAAGAGUACUUCCCAAUUUUACAACACUGUACAUUGUAGUAAGCUCUUUGUGUGAGCAUCGAUACUGUACAAAACAUACAUAUCAAUUAAUGUUACAUUUUACAACAAUCCAGUUAGUAAUAUAUUGUCGUCUUUGCUACUAGUAUAUUCCUGAAAAUCUGUAUGUCAAUUUAUUCUGUACUGUUCACUGCCCAACAUUAUAUUUCUGAAUUUGUUCGCGCCUCUAUAAAACAAAGUAUAACAAUAAUAUCACAAGUUACUGUCAUUGCAGUUUUCAAAGUAAUCGACAGGAGACGUUGUAGC